Messenger RNA from Emiliania huxleyi CCMP1516, 474 nucleotides. RefSeq lists its product as hypothetical. The record is from RefSeq and is a predicted model, not a curated record. NCBI's taxonomy places the organism in Eukaryota, Haptophyta, Isochrysidales, Noelaerhabdaceae. Bases 1 to 474 code for a protein of 157 amino acids. The transcript has 3 exons.
AUGUCAACUAGCAGCUCGCGCCGACCCCGACAGCCGCCGCGGCCGCGCAAGCCGCCCACCGCCGCGCAGAGAGAGCGCGGCGACACCCGCCUCUACAACCCGGCUGCCGACUGCCCUCCUCUCCAACUGCGAACUAGCGGAGGCGAGGCAGCGGCGGCGCUGCGAAGCGAGCUGUGUCCACUGCUCCUGGCAAAGGGGCGCAACCACAGCUCAGUUCGCUUCGAACCUCAGCUGAGGUGGCCGCUGCCGCGCAGCAGCUGGGCCCCGAUGUGCCACAAGCGACCAGGAUUCUACGGCCUCUGCUUCGCGGGCGUGCCGCGCGCUUCCACCCUCUUUCUAGCACGCGCGCUCGGAAACUCCUUCUCGCAGUACUUUAUGGUGCGGGGCAUCGCUGCAGUGGCGAGACUGCCCUUUCUCGACCCGCGGCCAGGCUUCUGCAAGAGGCGCCUCAUCCCGGAUGACCAAGGCGUCUGA